UCCACGGGCCACCGGAAAGCGGUUCAGGAAUGUUCUCUGCGGACCAUAUCCAUUGAUUAUUUAUUUUACGCCUAAUGAGAAACAAUCAGUCUCCUGACAACAGUGGGAACGAGCGAGCGUUAUGAACACCAUUCAUCAACAUUCACGGAACGGAAAUAUGUCAAUCAAACGAAAUCAGUUCAUUUGAUGUUGGGCUACGGUACGGUUUGUCCUUCCGUUGUUCACUGCAAUCAAACGCGUGUGCCGUAAAAAAAUGUUUACUAAGGGCUUUACGAUGGCGCUCCUGGCACUGGUACACAUGUGGGUUGGGUCUUCGGAAAGAUUGGACAGCACACCCAUCGAAGGUACUCCCAGUGGGGACCCGCUGGUGGCCCAAACGAUGCGUACGCUGAUGUUGCGCUACUUCCAAAGUGUUCGGGUGCUUCUUCUUGGCAGCUACCGGGAGCUGAACGAACCAUCGGGCGAAUGGUUCUCCUCACUGCAAAUACCGUUGCUGCUGUUCACCCACCAGCAGCCGGAAACUGUGGAAUGUAUUCAGCCGCCGGUGGGCAACGACAGUCCAUCUGGUGGGGGUGCGGAUGGGAACGAACCUGGCUCGCUCAGCACGAGCGAUAACGUUCUUAUCCUGCCGGAACAUGCCGAGGUUGGUGUUGUGCUGCAGUUUAGUACGGUGUGUCAUUUUGCCCGCUACUGCGAGGAUCUCCAUCCGCUCCACGAGCUGCAGCGCUAUGUGCAUGGCAAUUAUCUGAUCUUCAUACAGCAGCCAACAGAAUCGAUCGAGAUGCUUCGCAGCACCGUUUACUGACUGUGGCGCUACAAUUCUAUUCUGAAUCUGGUUGUGUCCGUGGGCCCACUACUGGUGGAACCGGAGGAUGGUAUUAAGCUAUAUUUUUUUAAUCCCUUCCACACGGACGUUCGCGAGCAGCUGUUACCGUUCUACGUUCGAGAGGAUUUCGUGACGAGUCCUACCGCCAGCUCCAAACUUAACAUAUUCCAGGGCAUGCCCAUCCGCUGUACAGUGUUUCCUCGAAAUCCGACGCUACUGCCGUGGGAUACCCUUCCGGAAUCGUUCCGCAGUGCCCGGUACGUGCAACAAUCGGUGCAGGCCUCCAAUGGGUCGGGUGGACUGGAUGGGAUGCUGCUCGGUAACCUGGCAGUGGCGAUGAAUUUCACCGCCGAAACGAUGGAUGCAUCCGACAGGUUAGAGUACGGAUAUCGGCUCCCGAACGAUAGUUUUGUGGGAUCGCUCGGCGACCUGUUACAGUAUCGGACCGACGUAUCGUUCAACAUUCGCUUCAUGAAGUUCUACGACACAGAUGAGAUUGAGUUUCUGCACCCGAUCUAUUCGGACCGGCUGUGCAUCCUGUCACCGAAAUCGCUAGAGAUACCUCAGUGGUUGGCCAUCUUCCUUUGCUUUCAUCCCUACGUUUGGGCGUCGUUUGUGGUGAUUGGGUUCGUUGGAGGCUACUGUUGGUACGUAUUGCGACGCUGGGGCCUAUCCAAGAUGCGUCGAUACAGGCAACGCCUGCGAAGAGGCGAUCGUGCCCAAUGUUCUGUACUAUCGAUUGAGUUGUGGCUUGUGCUGUUGGGAGCAAGCUCAACGCAUUUGCCGGUUCGGAUGAUCGAGCGGCUGCUACUAACGGUGUUUCUCAUUGCGAACGUUAUUAUCUCGGGCACGUUCCAGGGCACACUAACUACAGCAUUCAGCACCAAAUCAUACUACAAGGAUAUAAACACCCUUGCUGCACUGGAUCGUUCCGCUUUGCCAAUCGCAACCUCGUCCCGCUCGCUGCUGGACAUUUUUGGGAACACUUCACUCAGCCCGCUGUAUCAGUCACUGAAGGGCAAACUACAAAUACUGAACGAAUCCGCCCGCCAUCGGGCGGCUUAUGAACGGGACGUAUGCUGCAUCGAACGCUACUCAGACGUGCAUCUGAUCAUUAACACGGAGUACAUCCGGCCGGACGGGCAACCGAUGCUGCACGUCAUCGAUGAGUGUCCGCGGGUGUACUCGCUCGCCUACAUCGUCCGGAAGGGUUGGCAAUUUGCGCCCCUCUUUAACGCCGCCAUAUCUCGAUUUGUGGAGUCGGGACUGUGCAUGAAGUGGUACGCCGACACUGAGGAUGCACUGAUCGCUCAGAAACGCAUCAAGCAGAUGAUCGAACAUCGAGAGGAGUCGAUGUUUCGCAAGCUUACCGUUAUUGAUAUGCAAACGUCGUUCUAUAUUAUGGCGAUGGGCAUAUCGGUUAGUUUAAUCGUUUUUAUUGUGGAAAUGUUCGUCGCAAGUGGAGGUUAAAAUUCAUCGGUAAAUAAUAUCGCUUAUGGCCCCUUUGAGCGUAGGAUGGGUCGAGAUGCGCACAUAACGCAAUGAAUUUUGAUGAAUAGUUCA
This is a messenger RNA of Anopheles stephensi (Asian malaria mosquito), 2389 nucleotides long. RefSeq lists its product as uncharacterized. The transcript has 4 exons. Bases 1001 to 2296 code for a protein of 431 amino acids. Lineage: Eukaryota; Metazoa; Arthropoda; Insecta; Diptera; Culicidae. The record is from RefSeq and is a predicted model, not a curated record.